CAGUUGGGCUCGUUUUCUUCUCCUCCUGCGCACCUCCACACCCCACCAGUACCCACCGCACCAAACACCGCCUCCUCCUCGCCGCUCCCUCCGCUCUCCCGCCAUGAAGCAGCUCCACCACAAGUCCCCCACCCACGCGCCGUCGCCGGCGCACGCGCCGGCGUCCAAGACCUCCAAGCCCGCGCGCCCCGGACCGCGCACGUGGGUCGGCUACCUUCUCCUCGAACAGCGCCUCCUCUUCGUCCUCCUCGGCGCGCUCAUAGCCACCUCCUUCUUCCUCCUCCGGCCCUACAUCUUCUCCCUAUCCCCCUCCAACGUCACCGACCGCAGCCCCAUAUUUUCCUUCGCGGCUCGCUCGUCCGCCUCCCGCGUCCCCGCGGGCUUCCGCCCGCCGCCUCGCCGCGUCGUCGUCACCGGCGGGGCGGGCUUCGUGGGCAGCCACCUCGUGGACAGGCUGCUGGAGCAAGGGGACAGCGUGAUCGUGGUGGACAACUUCUUCACCGGGAGGAAGGAGAACGUUGCGCACCACCUACGGAACCCCAGAUUCGAGCUGCUCCGCCACGACGUCGUCGAGCCCAUCCUUCUCGAGGUCGACCGGAUCUACCACCUCGCGUGCCCCGCAUCGCCCGUGCACUACAAGUACAACCCCAUCAAGACCAUCAAGACAAAUGUCAUGGGAACUUUGAAUAUGUUGGGUUUGGCAAAGCGAAUUGGUGCAAGGUUCUUGUUGACUAGCACAAGUGAAGUUUAUGGUGAUCCACUUGAGCAUCCACAAAAGGAAACUUAUUGGGGGCAUGUUAAUCCUAUAGGUGUUAGGAGUUGUUAUGAUGAGGGCAAAAGAACAGCAGAGACUUUGACCAUGGACUAUCAUCGUGGUGGUGGUGUUGCGGUACGCAUUGCCCGCAUCUUCAACACAUAUGGUCCUCGUAUGUGCCUAGAUGAUGGCCGUGUGGUUAGCAAUUUUGUUGCACAGGCACUGCGUAGACAACCAAUGACAGUUUAUGGUGACGGAAAACAAACUCGAAGUUUUCAAUAUGUUUCUGAUCUGGUUGCAGGAUUGAUGGCUCUCAUGGAGAGUGAUCACAUUGGUCCUUUCAAUCUGGGAAAUCCAGGAGAGUUCACCAUGUUGGAACUUGCGGAGGUUGUGAAGCAAACAAUUGAUCCAAUGUCGACAAUUGAAUUCAAACCCAAUACAGCUGAUGAUCCCCAUAUGAGAAAGCCAGAUAUUACCAAGGCCAAGCAACUGCUAGGUUGGGAGCCAAAGGUGUCGCUCAAGGAAGGCCUUCCCUUAAUGGUGACAGAUUUCCGUCAAAGGAUCUUGGAUGAGUAAACAAAGAAACAUAGUGACACAUCGGUUAUCCAUUUGAUUCUGAAUGCUGCUGCAAAUACAUGCCGAAGUUCUUCGCCAACUGGAUCCAUGCAGUAGAAUCGUUUAUUUACAUCUUGGUGAGCCUGAACAGAACCAGUCACAUAUUUUGUCCACGUGUGGAGCUUUAGAAGUGGACUGGAAGAUAGGGGAAGGAGUUGUAUUUCGGGAGACAUUGGGUUUCAGUCUUUCGGUUAACUCGUAACUGUAAAAUGAAAUACUUUUAAGUGAAAUGUAUAAUGUAAUGAAAUGAGCUUGUGUA
Messenger RNA from Brachypodium distachyon (stiff brome), 1628 nucleotides. RefSeq names its product UDP-glucuronic acid decarboxylase 1. Lineage: Eukaryota; Viridiplantae; Streptophyta; Magnoliopsida; Poales; Poaceae. Gene Ontology annotation, cellular component: cytoplasm. The record is from RefSeq and is a predicted model, not a curated record. Gene Ontology annotation, molecular function: UDP-glucuronate decarboxylase activity; NAD+ binding. The coding region runs from base 104 to 1330 and encodes 408 amino acids. The transcript has 7 exons. Gene Ontology annotation, biological process: D-xylose metabolic process.